AUGGCUAUCCUCAAGAAAUCUACAAAACUAGCUCAAACAGCAAUGCUCAAGCAGAUUCUGAGGAGAUGUUCCAGCUUGGGGAAGAAGAAUGGAGGAGGAUAUGAACAAGUUGAUGAUCUUCCACUUGAUGUUCCAAAGGGACACUUCCCUGUCUACGUAGGACACAACAGGAGCAGAUACGUAGUCCCUAUCUCUUUCUUGACCAAUCUUGACUUCCAAUGUCUCCUUAGAAGAGCUGAGGAAGAGUUUGGUUUUGAUCACGACAUGGGUCUUACCAUUCCUUGUGACGAACUCUUCUUUCAAGAUCUGACUUCCAUGAUCCGAUGA
This is a messenger RNA of Thlaspi arvense, 327 nucleotides long. The record is from the annotation of a GenBank genome assembly. Lineage: Eukaryota; Viridiplantae; Streptophyta; Magnoliopsida; Brassicales; Brassicaceae.